AUGUGCUCCAGUCGAGGCAUUUCGGGGGCCAGCAACAACAGCAACGAGUUAGAAACCAGUGGCUCAAGUGCUCACUAUGUCCUGUGCACCUUCGGAGUGGGCCUAAUCGCCUUCGGGGUCAUCAUGAUCGUAUGGACCGUGAUACCACAGGAACAGGGCACAACCCCGGGAUUAACACAGAGAAGCAGACAACGUCCUCCAUCAGUGGCUCUGGUCCUGGUCGGCGCCGGGGUGGCCAUGCUGCUCUUGUCCAUUUGUCUGGGCUUGAGGAGCAAGAGGAGAUCACAGAACAGCGCCAACGAGGCGGAAACGCUGAGAGACCCUUUUAUGCAGCGUGUGGCGGGGCAGGAGCAACAGACUGGACCCAAAUGCUACAACGUGCCAAGCUACGAGGAGGUCAUCGGCAGUGAGGACUACCCCGUCCGCCAGAGCAACCUGAGGCGGAACAAUACGCUGCUGCCAUCCUAUGAGGACAUCAUCGCUGCCGUGGAAAACGAGAGAACAGAGCCCACCAACGCUCCCAGAGAGGACGCCCCUCUCAAUGAUCAAACGCCGACUUCAGGUCAACCCACCGCUGACCCUGCCGCUGAUCCCGCCAGCCUCGCUCAUACCCCCAGCAUGCCCACACGCAGUGGCAGCAAAGCCAGCCGCUUACUGAAGCCCCUCCGUGUGAGGAGGAUAAAGUCGGACAAGCUGCACCUGAAAGACUUCCGGCUCCAGAUCCGCAGCCCCACGCAGAACCCUGUGACCAUCGAACCCAUCACUCCGCCCCCACAGUAUGACGGCAAGAUGCCUGAACUGCAGUGACCCCUGUGACUCUCCACAAAUGGUACACCUAACCAGAACAUCUGAUGGUUUUACAGGACUGGUAAUAGUUCUAUGUCGACGUCUCCAUCAGUGAGCAGCAGGAUAUGAAGUGUGUGAGUGGCGUAUUUAUUCAGUCAUGAGACUUUAUUACUUCUGUGUAAAGGGAGGUGAAUAUUUUUAUUACAAAAGGACAACAUUUCAGUUUUAUUUAUUAGCCUAAUUAAAUAUCCAUCUCUCCAUAUCUGCUUAGCAAAUAAUAAUAAACUGUGCUAGUUUAAGAUGAAAGAACGAGUGUUUUAAUUUUUAUUUACAAUAUUUUCAUUAGAACUGAAGAUCCGCAACUGACAAAAUAUCAUUGAAGUUUAUGAUUUAGGAGUUUAUUUUGGUGUUACUUUUUAAAAUACCUUUAAAUGAUCGAAUAUAAAAUAAAUAUGGGAAUAAAUUAUAUUUAAAAUCUAAAAGGAGUUGACAUCUGCUAAUUCAAUAAUAAUGAAACCCAUUUGCUUCAGUUUAUUUUAUACGGUUAACACAUGGUGUUCAAACGCAUUAUCUGUAAUAUCUUAUUUUUUAUUGGUUUGGUGUUCAAACUCAUUAUCUUUUUUUUUUUUUUUUUGCAGAUUUGAAGUAGGUUUGUUAUUUUAAAGUAAGAAUCCCUUAAAAAAACAAACUGAUCUCAUUGAUCUGAAAUUGAUGUU
Nothobranchius furzeri (turquoise killifish) is the source of this 1502-nucleotide messenger RNA. The record is from RefSeq and is a predicted model, not a curated record. NCBI's taxonomy places the organism in Eukaryota, Metazoa, Chordata, Actinopteri, Cyprinodontiformes, Nothobranchiidae.